Molecule: messenger RNA, 2424 nt
Organism: Fomitiporia mediterranea MF3/22
Lineage: Eukaryota; Fungi; Basidiomycota; Agaricomycetes; Hymenochaetales; Hymenochaetaceae
Product: threonyl-tRNA synthetase
Exons: 15
Coding region: 78-2282 (734 amino acids)
Biological process (GO): threonyl-tRNA aminoacylation
Cellular component (GO): cytoplasm
Molecular function (GO): threonine-tRNA ligase activity; ATP binding
Source: RefSeq, a predicted model, not a curated record
AUUCACCUUCACGUAUAUUCUGUAACCGACUCUUUCUUAUCUCUGCUCGCCUACACAUCCAUACGUGUGCAAAAACAAUGGCGGAUGUCCAUCCAGUCUCGUCGUCUGCGCAUCCUGUCCAGCUCCCUGCCCUGCAGAACAAACAUGCUGAGGUCGGUUCAAAUGGUGCCAAUGGUGUAAAGAAGGCGAAGGACAAGAAAGCGAAACCGCAAUUCGACGCACAGCAUCCUCUAGAGAUGCAACCACCUCCGGAAUACAUCGAUCAUAGAAUCAAAAUAUUCGACGAAUUAAAAGCAGAAUAUGACAAGUUUGUCAAAGCUCAACCUCGCGAAGAGAUUAUCAUAACUUUACGCGAUGGCACAGAACGCAAAGGAACGAGCUGGGAAACAUCUCCAAUGGAUAUUGCCGCCGCAAUCCAGAAGAGCAUGCCGGAGCGGUUGGUGAUAGCAAAGGUAGAUGGUGAGCUCUGGGAUUUAGAGAGGCCCCUAGAAAAAUCUUGUAAACUAGAGUUGCUCGACUUUGAGAGUCGAGACGGUAAACAAGUAUUCUGGCAUUCGUCCGCGCAUGUCCUCGGAGAAUCUGCCGAAAGGCACUAUGGCUGUCAUCUCUGCAUGGGACCCCCAACCGAUGAUGGUUUCUUCUACGAGAUGGCCAAUACUGGAAGGCCGGUCGUAGCAUCAGACUAUCCUGUUCUAGAGAAGUUGGCCGAGAAUGUCAUGAAGGAUCGACAAAAGUUUGAACGCUUGGUAGUGUCAAAGGAGAAGCUACUUGAAAUGUUCCAUUAUAACAAAUACAAGAAGUACUUCAUCGAAACCAAAGUACCUGAUGGCACGUCAACGACGAUAUACCGAUGCGGUCCGAUGAUAGAUUUGUGUGUUGGGCCCCACAUUCCGCACACUGGGAGGAUCAAAGCAUUUAUGCUAACAAAGAAUUCAUCAUCUUUCUUCCUCGGAGAUGCGAACAACGACUCACUGCAGCGACUCUACGGAAUCUCUUUCCCAGACAAGAAGCAACUCUCUGAAUACAAGGUCUUCCUGGCUGAGGCCGCCAAACGGGACCAUCGCAAAAUCGGCAGGGAUCAAGAAUUAUUCUUUUUCAACGAUCUCGCGCCUGGUAAUGCUUUCUGGCUUCCGCACGGAACGCGAAUCUAUAACGCUCUUUUGGAGCAUAUGAGGGGACAAUAUUACAAGCGCGGUUACCAGGAAGUUAUCUCGCCCAAUAUGUUCAAUGCGAAGCUCUGGGAGCAAUCCGGUCAUUGGCAGAAUUACAAGGACGACAUGUUCUCCCUAGAUGUUGAGAAAGAGAAAUGGGCGCUCAAGCCAAUGAAUUGCCCCGGUCAUUGUAUAAUCUUCGACUCACGGGACCGUAGCUAUAAGGAAUUACCCAUCAGGAUGGCGGAAUUCGGCAUCGUACACCGGAAUGAAGCGAGUGGGGCACUGUCUGGUUUGACGAGAGUGCGACGAUUCACGCAAGACGACACGCACGUGUUCUGCAUGGAAUCUCAGGUUACCCAAGAAAUCAAUGCCCUAUUCGAUUUCAUGCAGCACACAUAUGGUCUAUUUGGCUUCGAAUUUCACUUGGAGUUGUCUACUAGACCAGAAAAGUUCCUGGGUAGCAUUGAAACUUGGGAUAGGGCUGAGACGCAAUUGCGCGAUGCCCUCGAGGCGCAAUAUUCCGGAAAGUGGGAGUUGAACCCUGGCGAUGGCGCCUUCUAUGGCCCUAAGAUCGAUGUCACCAUCCGUGAUGCAUUGAAGCGGUCCUUCCAAUGCGCUACUAUUCAGCUGGACUUCCAGCUACCCGAACGAUUCAAUCUUAGGUAUCGCUCCGCGGAUGACAAUGAGAAUACCGAAAAGCCACGCCCUGUUAUGAUCCACCGUACACUCCUUGGGAGCUUGGAGCGGUUUACCGCCAUUAUUACCGAACACUUUGCAGGGAAAUGGCCUUUCUGGAUAUCUCCGCGCCAGGUUAUUGUUAUUCCGGUCGCUGGACGCAACAACGAAUACGCCAUCGAAGUUGCCACGAAGCUCUCAGACCUGAACCUCUUCACGGACGUCGACACUUCUGACAAUACCCUGCCGAAGAAGAUCCGCAAUGCAGAAAUUGCACAGUACAACUUUAUUCUCGUUGUGGGUGAGAACGAGCAGAGUGGCCGUGCUGUCAAUGUGCGCAACCGCGAUGAUGCGGGCACGAAGAACCAGGGCGAGAUGAUUCCCCUUGAUGUUAUUGCAGACAAGCUCGUUCGUUUGAAGGCUUCAAAGAGCUUGUUGAACAAGCUAGAGUGAUUAGAUAAUAAAUGACGUUGAUCGUUAUAUGUAGUCAUGUAGUUAUACACAACCAUUUAGGGGUAGAACGUAGAUUAGCUGUCGAAGAAGGCCUCGUAUUGAUGUCAUUCGCUCUUUGCUAUCGACUAAUUAUCAAGAAGCC